AUGUCACCCGCCGAGGCAAUCUACUCUCCUCUAGACAGUGACCGCGACGAGAUCCGACUCCUCGCUAUCACUAACUCGCCGACUCCUUCUGACCUUCUGCACUGCCGGAUUGAGAAGACGUCGCUGCAAGAUGUCCGUGACGAGUACUCUGCGCACCUUGCCUCAACAAGCGUUGUGGACAAGCCCAAGCGCAAGAAGAUCUCGCUGUGGGGUGCUCAGCAUGGCGUGGAAGAAGGCUCCGACGCGGUCGGCAGAUAUGUGCCCCCAGCAUCCGCCUACCGAUUCUCCUGGGGAGACUUUGCGGCUCUCUCUUACGUGUGGGGGUCACCAAGGGACCGACGGGAUAUUGUGCUCAACGGAGAGGUUACGUCGGUGACGAGGAAUCUGGAGAGUGCGCUUCGGGAACUCGCGCGGCAAGACGAUUUUCGCGGGAGGUACAAGCUCUGGGUUGAUGCGCUCUGCAUUAAUCAGGACGACGCGGAUGAGAAGGCGUCUCAGAUAAGCAAGAUGAGGGAGAUCUAUAACGGCGCCUGGGCUGUCAUGACGUGGCUGGGCGAAGGGGACGAGGAGAGCAACUUGGCCUUCGGUCUUCUCUUUCAGUUCUCGACCAUGGGCCCUGAAGAACAGAGGGAGCUCGCCAACCAGCUUUCGAGAAAUCCGGAGCCGCGAUUGACUAGGGCCUUCUAUGCACUGAACGAGUUGAUGAAGAGGCCAUACUGGCUCCGGUUGUGGGUUGUUCAAGAACUCGUCCUCGGUGGUUCCGCAGCAGUCCUUCGCUGUGGCAGCAAUCUGAUAGGGUGGACGACUUUCUGCGCGGGCCUGGAUGUGUUGUUCCGAAGGGACAUGUACACUGUAAAGGACGAGCUGCUGCAGAUAGAAAAUAGGAGGCGUGGCAGCAAGAAGAAGGGGGGCUGGCAUACGCUGAGCCUACACCUUGUGCACAAAGAUCUCUGGAAACUGAGCAGGCGCGAGGAGGAGGGCCACAGAUCGCUGGGACUCCGGCGGCUACUGGACAUUGCUUGCUCGUCGGAGUGCCGGGACAAUCGUGACAAGGUCUUCGCGCUCCUAGGCAUGAUGGAACCCGAGAUCGCGCAGGCCCUGGUCCAAGACUACUCGAUGAGAACCUCGCAGGUAUUCGAAGCGGUGGCGAAGCUCUUCAUCACGCACUUCAACAACCUAGAGCCGCUGCGGGAGGGCAACCCAUGGGGCAAGACCGGCACGCCGUCUUGGGCUGCGGACUGGAAAUGGGAUGGCAGGUUCCGGUAUUCUCGCGUUGAGUCUCCCCUUUGGGGAAUGUGGCAGAAGACGGACAGCCGGGAGCCUCGGCCGGAGGACAUGUACAGCGCUGCCGGCAACGUGUCCCCGAACUUCAGCUUUCCGGGAGACGGGCUACUGGAGUGCGAGGGCUUCGUGCUCGACUCCAUCGCCGGACUUGGAGCUCGAGCGAACGGCUAUUUCAAUUGGCGCCAACGCUCCAUCCAGCAAGCCCAAGGAUGGAAGAGUGUCUACGGAGGGAGGGCGGAGACGGCGGCUGCUAUCGCCCAGACCUUGAUCCUGGGGUAUGUCUCUGGUGGCCAGCCGGCCGAGAACCGACACUCAGCAGCCAUGCUACACCUGCCUUGUACUUACGACCUAGGGGGCCCUCAGUUCGCCAGGCGCCGGUGGGCAUGGCUGCUAUCGCAAGAGGACUAUUACUUCCGAUGGGAGCUCUGGCGCGGCGCCAACGACACCCUGAAGAUAGGGGAUAUACCGUUGUCCAGCUACUUCGACGACGACAUCCCGCCUGAGGCCGAAGAGGCCGACUACAACGAAGUCUACGGGGCGUUUGACCGUUCGUGCAAGGAGCGGCGCCUCAUGCUCACCGGGAGGGGAUUCGUCGGCUGGGCGCCAGACAAUAUGUAUGGCAAACCCCGGGACCAGAUACGGGUCGGAGACGUGAUAUGCAUCAUCUACGGGUGCUCGGUGCCGCUGGUCGUGCGGCCACUUAAAGAUAGGUGGCAAGUGGUUGGCGAGGCCUAUGUCCAGGGAUUCAUGGACGGCGAGGCGUUGGCUCUGCUCAGGUCUGGCGGGUGCGCAGAGAGAGUAUUUACGUUUUGCUAA
This is a messenger RNA of Ilyonectria robusta, 2100 nucleotides long. Its product is annotated as heterokaryon incompatibility protein-domain-containing protein. The coding region runs from base 1 to 2100 and encodes 699 amino acids. The transcript has a single exon. NCBI's taxonomy places the organism in Eukaryota, Fungi, Ascomycota, Sordariomycetes, Hypocreales, Nectriaceae. The record is from RefSeq and is a predicted model, not a curated record.